Lathyrus sativus (Indian pea) is the source of this 1014-nucleotide messenger RNA. NCBI's taxonomy places the organism in Eukaryota, Viridiplantae, Streptophyta, Magnoliopsida, Fabales, Fabaceae. The record is from the annotation of a GenBank genome assembly.
AUGGCUUUACAUGAGCAUUCAGAUGUUGUUCAGUGGGGUAUGAAUCUUUUUGAUGUCGAUCCUUGUUAUAGUUCUGGAUACUACGGUGACAUAAUUCAACAUGAUACUGGUGAUGUCUAUGAUGCAAACUACUUUCACAGCCAUUACGAUUCUGAAAGUAAUCAAGUAGAGAACGAUGAGAUCAUUGCACGGACUCUUCAAGAAGAGUUUUCGCAGCUAGAGAUUGCCGAGCGUUCGGGCUAUUCACAGGCAGAUGAAGAACACUAUCAUGCUUCUGAGCCUUCAUAUGAUUGGCAAAACACACCGAUGAUGAACUAUUGUUCAGGAGGUCAUAAUUAUGUUAAUGAAGGAGUUGGUGACAUAGAAACUUCUAGCUCAUGCUGUAGUCCUGGUGAAGUGGGGGGGUGCUCAUUGGAGCUUGUUGACAACUAUCCAUUUGAUGAUGAAAUAGAGAGGAGAUUGAGUGAGAUAACUCCUAUUCCUCACAUUCCAAAAAUUAAUGGAGAAAUUCCUUCUAUUGAUGAAGCAACAUCAGAUCAUGAAAGGCUUCUGGAUAGAUUGCAACUAUAUGACUUUGUGGAGCGUAAGGUACAAGGUGACGGUAAUUGUCAGUUUCGUGCAUUAUCUGAUCAGUUGUAUAACACACCUGAUCACCACAAGUUUGUGAGACGAAAAGUUGUAAACCAGCUGAAGUCUCAUCCAGAUAUUUAUGAAGCAUAUGUUCCGAUGGAAUAUAGUGAAUAUUUGGAAAAGAUGUCCAAGAGUGGUGAAUGGGGUGAUCAUGUCACUCUUCAAGCCGCUGCAGAUUCGUAUGGUGUGAGAAUAUUUGUAAUGACUUCUUUCAAAGACACGUGUUGCAUUGAGAUUCUUCCUAGUUUUGAGAAGCCAAAAGGAGUGAUUUUCAUAAGUUUUUGGGCAGAGGUGCAUUACAAUUCCAUCUAUCCUCAAGGAGAUAUAACUUCAAAUGAAUCAAGAAAGAAGAAAAGGUGGUGGAGCUUUGAAAGCUCACAUUAA